Molecule: messenger RNA, 960 nt
Organism: Cynocephalus volans (Philippine flying lemur)
Lineage: Eukaryota; Metazoa; Chordata; Mammalia; Dermoptera; Cynocephalidae
Gene: GPR55
Product: G protein-coupled receptor 55
Exons: 1
Coding region: 1-960 (319 amino acids)
Biological process (GO): phospholipase C-activating G protein-coupled receptor signaling pathway; positive regulation of Rho protein signal transduction
Cellular component (GO): plasma membrane
Molecular function (GO): G protein-coupled receptor activity
Source: RefSeq, a predicted model, not a curated record
AUGAGCCAACUGGACACAAGCGGGAACUGCUCGUUCAGGGACGUGGACACCGUGAUGAGGACCCUACAGCUGGCAGUGCACAUCCCCACCUUCCUCCUGGGUCUGCUGCUCAACCUGCUGGCCAUCCGCGGCUUCAGCACCUUCCUGAAGAAGAGGUGGCCGGCCUAUGCUGCCACCUCCAUCUACAUGAUCAACCUGGCGGUCUUUGACCUGCUGCUGGUGCUGUCCCUCCCGUUCAAGAUGGCCCUGUCCCACGUGCGGCCCCCCUUCCCUUCCUUGUGCACGCUGGUGGAGUGUCUCUAUUUCAUCAGCAUGUAUGGCAGCAUCUUCACCAUCUGCUUCAUCAGCCUGGACAGGUUCCUGGCCAUCCGGUACCCACUCCUGGUCAGCCACCUCCGGUCCCCCAGGAAGAUCUUCGGGAUCUGCUGCACCAUCUGGGCCCUGGUGUGGGCCGGGAGUAUCCCUAUCUACAGCUUCCAUGAGAAAGUGGAAAAGUACACGUGCUUCCACAACAUGUCUGAUGGCACCUGGAGUGCCAAGGUCUUCCUCCCCCUCGAGGUGUUUGGCUUUCUUCUUCCCACGGCCAUCAUGGCUUUCUGCUCCUCCAGGAGCGUUGGCAUUCUGCUCGGCCGUCGGAACCACACCCAGGACUGGGUCCAGCAGAGAUCCUGCAUCUGGACCAUCGUGGUCAGUCUGGCUGUCUUUGUGGUCUCCUUCCUUCCAGUCCACCUGGGUUUCUUCCUGCAGUUCCUGGUGAGGAACGGCUUUAUCGUGGAGUGCAGAGCCAGGCAGAGCAUCAGCUUGUUCUUGCAAUUGUCCCUGUGCUUCUCCAACGUCAACUGCUGCCUGGAUGUUUUCUGCUACUACUUUGUCAUCAGAGAAUUCCGCAUGGACCUCAUGGCCCACCGGCCUUCCAGGAUCCAGCUGGUCCUCCAGGACACCUUGAACACCAGGGGCUAA